AUGCGCGUCUCAACUUUGCUGGCGGGCGUGACGCUGGGCUUCGCAUCCUCGUCGCAGGCAAUCAACAUUCUACUCAACAAUGACGACGGGUUUGGGUCGGGAAAUCUGCGCGAGGUAUACCGCUUGUUGAAAAAGGCCGGUCACGACGUCUGGAUUGUUGCGCCGGCCACAGAACAGAGCAGCCAAGGCGGUCGUUCAUCCUUCACAGAACUCGGUAACCUGACUGGGCCUUCACAAUACGGCAUCAUUCCCGAGGGCGCUCCUUCAGUACGUCAUGAUGCCCUUGGGAGUCAGCUUUUGCCAUCACUAACGUCUCAGGUUGGCACCGACCCUCACGAUUCCCAAAUCUGGUACUACAACGGAACGCCCGCUGCGUGUACGUUUGUUGCGCUAGACUACGUUUUACCCCGAUAUGCUCCUUUCAACGUCCCCGACCUCAUCGUGACGGGACCGAAUUUCGGAGCCAAUCUCGGUCCAUUUGUUUGGACUCUGUCGGGAACCGCCGGCGCGUCCUACGCCGCGACGGAGCGAUCAGUGCCCAGCAUCGCCAUUGCUGGGAGUAAUAAGAAGAUUGCCUAUUUUGACAUCAAAAACGAAACCAACGAGGCCACCUGGACGGCCAAGGUCUCUGUAAAGAUCAUUGAACAAAUCAUCAAUAGCGCUCCCGACGGAAGCCCCCUGCUUCCUCUUGGAUAUGGCUUGACCGUCAACAUUCCCGUUCUCACGGCUAAUAAUACGGAUCCCGAGAUUGUUCAGACACGCAUGACUGGAAACGCGCACAUAAAUGAGGCCGUUUGGGAUCCAGCCAAGGGGACCUUUCGUUGGGCCAACAUUAAGCCAUACUCGGCGGGUCUGAAUGCGUGUGUGAAUGGUGAUUGUCGGCUUCCUGGCGAGACGUAUGUUGUGGAGAGUGGGCGAGUUUCUGUGUCGGUGUACAUCACGGAUUAUGAUGCGCCUGCGACGGAGUAUACGGAGAGCAUAAUGGAGCGCGUGAAGCCCCUGACGAAGGACUGUUCCAAAGCGAAAUAG
Messenger RNA from Metarhizium acridum CQMa 102, 1029 nucleotides. RefSeq lists its product as uncharacterized. The record is from RefSeq and is a predicted model, not a curated record. Gene Ontology annotation, molecular function: nucleotidase activity. Lineage: Eukaryota; Fungi; Ascomycota; Sordariomycetes; Hypocreales; Clavicipitaceae.